UUCAAGAUGGCGGAAUCUCAAAUUUUUUGUGAAUUACAUGUAUUAUCACUCAUGAAUUUCGCUUAUUUCACCGUUUCUUUUGUCAUCGAUUCCUCUGAUAACUACUUCCAAGGAUGAUGAAAGCCCAGUAACUUUGCAAUUAUGGCUGCCUAAACUGGAGCAGAGAUGGCUGCCCAGUGAGGGGUGGUGAAAGGAGAGCUGUUAGCAGCCAGUUGACAUGAGGGACAGGCUGAACCGUAAAGACGACCAGUCAUUCUGAGACUGGUGGAUGUGACAGAAGGCAGCUCAGUGAAUGAAGACAUUUUCAGGAGAAGACUCGCAAGUCUUUGACCUGGCUCAAACAAUUGGACUGGUUGAUUCUGAUGACACUCUUUCAAUUCAAAAGGUGGUCGUUGUGAAUGGGAUUUUUCAACCUGAGUGCUGCUGACAUUUUUGUGAAUUUCUUAGCCACUGCCGUGCACUGUGGUUUCAUUAUCAUUUGCUAACUUAAAUGAGCUGGUGCUACAGGUGAACAUUACUUGUUUUUGGUGGUAAUAGUUUAGAAAUUAGCUUUUCAUAAAUCCCUGCCACAAUGGCAUCCAUCAAAGACCUUGCUGAAUGCACGAGCAAGUGCCGCUCAAAAAGACAUGCCCUGGAAAUGAUCAGUGCUGUCACAAAAGGAACACUAUCACAGAUCAAAGUGUAUCUCCAGCGUUGCUACAAUUCCACAUCUGGCCUGACUGAUCCAUUUGGACGUAAUCUCCUGCACAUUGCCGCCACGUGCGGGAAAGCUGACAUUGUUGAGUGGUUGCUGGAGGAGCGGAAGUUUAACCCAUCUACCCGUGAUAUGGAGUCGAACUGGACAGCGCUACAUAGAGCCUUGUUUUAUGGACAGCUGGCAGCUGCAAGAGUAUUAGCUUCACAUUUGAAGCCUGGCCUGUACCUGCAGGACAAAGAAGGCCUUAGCCCACUAGACCUGGUCAUGAAAGAUCGUCCAGCCUAUAUUGACUACAAGGACUCCAGCUUGAGUGAGACAUUCAGUUGGGGUGAUAACACUAACUUCACCCUCGGCCACAGCAUCCAGCAAAGGAAGGCCUACCCGGAGGCUAUUGAUACAUUCAGGAGGGAGAAGAUUAAUGUUGUCGAGGUGAGCAUCUGCAAGUUCCACACUGUGUUCCUGACAAGAGAAGGCCAGGUUUACACCUGUGGUCAUGGUCGAGGUGGCCGACUUGGUCACGGCACAGAGCAGACUUGUGUGGUGCCUUGUCUCGUGGAGGGCCUUAAACAUGAGAAGGUACGCGCCAUUUCAGCAGCUGUGGACCACACACUCUUUCUAACUGAAAGCAACUGGGUGUAUGCCUGUGGGCUCAACAAUAACAAACUUCUUGGCCUGACACCCAUUCCGGAUAAGUGUCUCAGCCCAAAACAGAUCAAGACAAAGUUGCCAAAGGGUGUUGAGAUUGUCGGUAUCAGUGCAGGAAGGUUCCACUCUGUUUUCUACACAAACUCAGCCGUUUAUUCCUUUGGCUUGAAUGCUGGUCAGAUUGGUCAUCAGAAAGGUGUCGUGUUCCAGCCAAACCCCAGACAGGUGUCUGCCUUGAAUCAAAAAGGUGUGGAGAUCUGCCAUGUUUCAUCAUCAGACGCUGCCACUGUCUGCCUCACAACCAAGGGCGACAUCUAUGUGCUGCAUGAAUACAGAUGCAGGAAGAUUGCAUCAAGAACACUUGAAAUCCUCAAGGUGUGUGUGAGUGGUGGGAAUCUGGACCACACGGUCAGAUCUGAUGUGGGCAUCUUGAGGGAAAGAGGAGGGAAGGAACUCGUCAUUGCCAUCCUCACAGAUGGAGGCAAGGUGUUCAUCUGGAAAGAGUCCUAUCAAACCUUGGUACAAAUCGACUGGAAUCUUGGACGAGAGCUUGAAGUUUGUUAUUUCACCUUGAACCAAGUCGGCAUCGGGAUGGUAUCGAGUAAUGGUGAGGUUUUCUUGGCCAAGCCAAGGCACAGUCAACCCAAGGCACAGACACUGAGCAAGCCAACUCCUGCAAAGGAAAAUCCAGCAGACAACUUUGGUGCGACGAGUCUCCUGGACUUACUUGAGAAAGAAGAAAAGGACAACUAUCAAGUUGAGAGAGUGGCCUACAUUCACUGGGGGCUGAAGAUCGCCUCAGACAGGAAAGGGCAUAACUAUGUGGUGAUGCAAGGACAACCAAUAUCCAAUUUGACGCACGUUCCUGAACCCCAGGCAUCCCAGAUGCACCAACAUUUCCAAGUGUUAUUGGAUGAGGCAAAUGAAUUCGAUACAAUACACGAUGUUGUCCUAGAAGUUGGCCCAAGAAAGGUCGCCGCUCACAAAUACAUCCUGGCGCACCGGAGUGACUACUUCAAGAAGCUUUUCCUUCAGUCUGACAUCGGUGCAGCAUCCGAAUUCUUAAACCACCAGGUUAUAGAUAUUGCAGAUGUAAAUGAAGAACUAUUUUCUCAGCUCGUCCGAUUCAUUUAUACGGAUGAUUGUGAUUUGUUACAUAUCGGUGAAACCUACUCACUGCCCAAGGAUACAUUAGAUGUUGAGAAAGAAGAUGAUUUCAGUGACUUUAUUAUGGUGUCAUCAUCCAAAAAGAUGUCUGCGUAUGAGGUGAAGCAGAAGAAGCGUUGGAAGUGUGCAGAGGGAGGCAAGGUUGAGAAGAGGAGUGGGACUAACCCAGUGAAGAUGCUUCAAGAGAUGGCUGAAACGUUUGGUGUUCAUGCCCUCAAGAAAAGAUUAGAAGCUGUCAAGUAUAACCAAGGAAAGAUUCAAUCGAAUGGGCGUCAUCUGGCGAAACCUAACAUUCGCUUUGACAGAAAAAAACUUGUGGCAUUGAGUAAUGUUGCUCUGCAAUCAGAGGACGGAGAGAUUAUCGCUUGUCAUAAGUGUAUCCUGUGUGCGAGGUUGGAAUACUUCAACAGCAUGUUGGGAUCAGGAUGGAUUGAGACAUCCAUGUCAGAUUCGCUGUCCUUGCCGGUGCUGGGGAAUGUGCUCAAGAUCAUAGUAGAUUAUCUCUACACUGACACUGCCACAGUCAUCCACACUUGUGAAGACGCCGAGUUGAUCUGUAACGUCCUGGUGGUGGCCGACCAGUUGCUGAUUACGAGGCUCAAAGAAAUAUGUGAAGCCAUUAUCACGCAGAUGUUGACCUUGAAGAACGCUGCUGAACUGCUUGAGUUUGCUACAGUUUACAACUCGGAGCAGCUGAAGGUUGCCUGUCAGGAGUACAUCUCGAUCAACCUGGCAGCCAUGAUCGAGGCGAGAUAUCUUGAUGUGCUCUCUCACGAUGUCAUCCAGGAGCUGACUAGAUUUUACAAGGAGUUUGUGCCUGCCAUGGAGAGGAGGGUUGUGACUCCCUACAGUGAUCCUCCUGACAUCGCAACCCUCGAGUCCUUAGACACUGAUGUUGAGGUCGAGAUGAUCCAAUGGCAAGGCUCAAAAGAUGGCGCUUCUAGGAAAGGCAAAUCCAAGAGGCGGAGGAGUCGUAAUAAGAGUAUCUCGGAGGAUAAAGGAUGCGAGAGGAAGCUGUCUGUGGCGUCUGACAUCAGUUUGGAGGAUUACUCGUCUGAGCCAACGUCCCCAAGGUCUGACAUUGAACAGCCUCUUCUGAUGGAAAUGGAGAGCUUUCUGCCACGAGAUGUAUUCAGCUCAGAAAGUCCAGUGGAAGAUCUGGCCAGCCCCAAGUCACCGUUUGCUUGGUGUGCAGCCUCAGGAGAUGCUUCUAGUCCAGUAGGUGCAUGGUGUCAUACCCCCCUCCAACAGGUUCCAGUCUCGGCAGACCCACUCUUGUCUCCCACAUCUCCAAGUCUGAAGGACAUCAUGAUGGCAGAGGAGACGAGGGAGAAGGUCACCAAGAAGCCUCAAUCUCUCGGAACCAGUGGUAAAAAGAAGAAGAAACAACUAUUCCGGCCGAUAUCUCUCGACUCAACACUGCCAGACGAUGAGAAACCAGCUGAAGCUGAUCAAUCAAAGAAACCAGCCGUCAUGGCUCGGGUCUGCCCCUGGGCCAACACCAACAGUAUGGUUCAGUCACUGCGAGACUUGAUGAUAGACGAGGAGAAGAGAGCCAAGACCAAGAAGACAGAGCCAACUCCGGAGAAACAAGCCAAGGUUAAGAAGACUGUGCCAGCUGUCGAGAAAUCUCGGAGUAAGGUCACAUCUCCUGGAGGUGGGGGUGAUGCCUCAUUUGUAUGGGGCCUACCUAUGAGCAAGAGACAGCAGAAGGCACCGAGGGAACAGGUCAAGCCGCUGGAUAGUCCCUGCUCUCCCCGAGAGAACCCCUGGAUGAAAACACCAGCCCCUGAGAGUAAAGUGGUCAGCUUUCAAGAGAUCGUCAACGAUCAGGUGGAGCAGAGACAGUCAAGGGAUGAGGCAGCAAAGAAGCCUCUGCAUCUCAUUCAGAUGGAGGAACAAGCAAUCCAAGAGUUACUGGCCCAUUACAAGGCUGAUGAGAACAUGGACAAGUUCAUCACCGUGGAGAGGGUGACCAUUGUGAUGGAAGCACCCACGUGGCUUGCUCAUCAGAAACCUCACAAGAAAUAAAAAUUUCAGCGAUUACGAAACUGUCUUCUUUGUUUGCUCUUCAGCUAUAGUGCUUGUCUCAGCAGGAUCGUAUGGCCUAGUGUGGCCCAACAAAUGUGUUGUUGCUAAUAUAAUGCUAAAAUGUAAACAGCGUGUGCCAAAACCUGCCAACUCUAGUUAAGGAUAGUCUUUGGAAGAACUGGUGUUCCUGAGAUGUAGGUGGUGCUGUGCACAGAAUGCAAAUGUAGGCAAUGUAAAUUGAUAUGUGGACUAUCAAAAUGUGUUGGCGAAGAUUAAAAUGGGAUGUGUAUAUAUCGAAAGUUUUUGUACCCAGCAAAACAUCAUAUCAUAUGUUCCAGUUAUAUGGAAGUCUGUGCUAUAUGUUUUAAACCAACUGCCAAGUGAUAACUUAUGGAGGAAAGUCCUGCAUAUCACAUGGUGCUGUGUAGAUGACUCUGGUCGAUUCAACCCAUAAUGGCUGUGUUUCUAAUGACAGGAAUGGGCUCUUGUACAUAAUGUACUGAUAGAGGUGAAAUGGGUGGACUACUUAGUGCUUUAUUAGGAAAAUCAUUUGGAUUCGUCCUUUUGAGGGUCUAUUUUGCUCAAAAAUGAAAUGAGAGUGUCUCCUCCUGGGAACUCUGUACUUCCCUCGGGUUAAAGUGAUGUACAGAUGUAUUGAAUGACCUAGACCAUUGAUGAAGUCCAUCAAAGAGGGGUUGUGUUUUAUGGUAUAUGAUUGUACAUAAUGAUAAUGAAAUGGGAUUACAUAAAUUAUAUUGUGAUAUGUGCAGGUGGUGUCUUGUACAAUCUGUGUGACAUGUAAGUAGAUUUUAUCAAAGAAUUAUUCGUCUUCGGAUCUCGAGUUUUCCAGUUCAUGCUAUGAAGGUGUCUGUAAAUGAAUCUGUGACAUUGGUAACUGUUAUUGUUAUCAAUAAAGUUAUUUUUGCUGAAA
Lineus longissimus is the source of this 5471-nucleotide messenger RNA. RefSeq names its product inhibitor of Bruton tyrosine kinase-like. The transcript has 20 exons. The record is from RefSeq and is a predicted model, not a curated record. Bases 572 to 4540 code for a protein of 1322 amino acids. Gene Ontology annotation, molecular function: protein binding. NCBI's taxonomy places the organism in Eukaryota, Metazoa, Nemertea, Pilidiophora, Heteronemertea, Lineidae.